Molecule: messenger RNA, 1268 nt
Organism: Octopus sinensis (East Asian common octopus)
Lineage: Eukaryota; Metazoa; Mollusca; Cephalopoda; Octopoda; Octopodidae
Exons: 6
Coding region: 370-1101 (243 amino acids)
Source: RefSeq, a predicted model, not a curated record
GUUCUGAUUGGUUUAUUUGUGAACAUUGUUGGACAGACAUGAAUAUUGAUUGUUAAACUAUAUAACGAAGCUUAUGGCAAGAUCAGCAACUUUCACAUUAAAGCUUUCUGGAUAGCAAAAAGAAACAAAAAAAAAUAACAUAUGACAUCAAAAUGAAGACUUUGCUUAAGAAAACUUAUAUAACUUGGCGAUAAUUUCAAGAAUUGGAGGAAAAGCAAAUUCAAGUCUGUCGCAUUAAUUUACAAGGGUGGAAUAAGAUUUGUACGUUUAUCAAAAUUGGACAAAAGAAAAAGAAAAAGUUGUUGAAAUCUCAAUUAAAUCUAAGGUUUGCUUCGAAAGUCUGUAGCAACAGUGAUUCUUAAAGUAAUAAUGAAGGCAUCGACUGAAUAUCAUACAAUUCUGAAGGUACUGCAAUGUUUGACAAUUAUGGUUUUCGUUAUUCUCAAGACUGUGGAACCGAAAUACAUGGAAAAAUUUUUUAAACAAUUACCAAAUCCAAGAUGCAUAAAUGGUCGAAUUGGUUUAAAGAAUGAAACGGCUUCUGUCAUAGAAUGUGCAUUAUAUUGUAUGUCCGACAAUAGAUGUGGCUAUUUUAAUUAUUGCAAUGGUGAGUGCAUCAUGUAUAAGAGAUGGUAUGGCAGUGAAAUUGUAGAUUAUGAUUGCAACUGUACAUCCUAUCUGAUGCUUUAUGGAAAAAGCACAAACUGGCAAAAAGUAUUUGCAAUGAAAAAAACUUCCUUUUUAAGAAAUCCUUUUUAUUUACACUGGGACAGCAUGCCUAUUGCAAAGGUCAAACUCAAUUUUAGAAACAUCAAUAAUGUUACUCACGCAUUAUACUUCAACGGAACAGACACGAACCAUACAUCUUGGUUUCAGGAAAAUAAACUCUUAUCAACCCCUUGGCGGAAUGGUCCACCGAUGAAGUACAUAUUCAAUGACAUGAAACCAUCUCUUAAAAUCGUGAAAAAAGCAAACGAAAGUUUUAUCAAGAUGUUAGCAGAACGUGAUGGUCGUAAAAAAUUUUCGAUGUAUUAUAUGGAACAAGGGGGUAGUUCGAGAAUGGAUUUGAAAAUCCUGAAUGUCUUCGUGUUAUUCAAAUAGAAUUUGCAUAUAAUUCAUAAAACUGAAUAUGCUUUUAUUACCUUUCCUUGCAACUACAACUGACGCAAAUAUUCCGCUGGAACGUACGUUUUUACUUUCUUCAGACUGAUAAAUAUAAAGUGUCACGUGGGUAAUUCAACUAAGGAAGGUACCAAGAUGGAUGUAGC